AUGUGGAACACAAAACUUACAAACACAGACGAGUCCAGAAGUCAGAAAAGCUGUAUUAUGGGUGUCCAGGGCGCCGCCGGCUCGGCGCGGCCUCCCUACGCCGCGGCCCUCGUCGCCCCUGCUCCUGGGUCGCGAGCGGGGCCGCCGCCGCCGCCGCCGCUGCCCCCGCCGCGGGCGCGGCAGGCGCGGGAGCACCCGCAGGCCCUGCUCUUGCGGCCGGCGCCCCUGCUCCUGGGGUCGUGCGCGGGGCCCCCGCCGCGGGCGCAGCCGGCGCGGGCGCCUCUGUGGGCCCUGCUGUCGCGGCCUGCGCUGCUCCUGGCGCCGCGAUCCAGGGCGACCAAGGCGCGGCCCCCUCCGCCACCCUUCCGGCCGACUUGGCCCAGCACGGCGCCGCUCCGGGGGCGCGGGCUGGGACCCUGCUGUACGGCCAGGCCUCCUCUGCCGCCGGAGGUGGGGGUGCGGGUGGUGCGGUCGUGCUGGCUGCUGCCGCUCCGGCCCUGCACCCCGCACUGGGGCCUCUGGCGCCGCCGCCUGCUGCCCCCUGCAGCCGGUGCUGCAAGUGCCGCCGCCGGCGCCGCACCUGGCGCGGCCGUGGCCCCUGGCCGCCGCCGCCGCCGCCCCUGCUCCUGCGACUACCGCGGCCCCUGCUGCUGCGGCCUGCCUCUCUGGCUACAAGUACUAUCUGGUGGUAGUUGA
Panicum virgatum (switchgrass) is the source of this 696-nucleotide messenger RNA. RefSeq names its product translation initiation factor IF-2-like. The record is from RefSeq and is a predicted model, not a curated record. The transcript is spliced from 3 exons. Lineage: Eukaryota; Viridiplantae; Streptophyta; Magnoliopsida; Poales; Poaceae. The coding region runs from base 1 to 696 and encodes 231 amino acids.